AUGCAGAGCGCCGACCAACUUCUCCAACGGCUACCUCCGUCGCUGACGUCCCUUAUGAAUUUGAAGCAAGGAGCCAUCGUCCUUGUUGCGACGUGGGCGAUAUGGAGACUCUUGAAGACUCUCACAGCUAAGGACCCACUGAGCGUUGUUCCGGGUCCGAAAUCCGAGCAUUGGUACUUUGGAAACCUUUUGAAAUUGUUCACACCUGGCUAUCGGGACUACAUGGACAUGCUUGCGGGAGAUUACCCACGUCUUGCGAGAAUACCAAGUGUAGGAGGCGCGUCUAUGCUUUAUACGGCUGAUCCCAAGGCCAUGUAUUCCGUCCUCGUGAAGGACUCGAGCAGCUGGGACGUGACCCCCGACUUCAUUCGAACCAAUCUCCUUAUGUUUGGUCCAGGACUUUUGGCCACAGUGGAUGAGCAACACCGCAAGCAGCGUAAACUGCUAAAUCCAGUGUUUUCCAUCGCGCACAUGCGGGAGAUGAUUCCGACGUUCUAUGAAGUUGCACACAGGCUCCGAGACUCUAUUAGCACGACAGUUUCCGCAGGGGAAACUGAAAUGAAUAUGUUGGAAUGGACGACCCGCACCGCACUGGAACUGAUCGGCCGGAGUGGACUUGGAACGUCAAUCGAUUCCCUCGAACCAGAAGGAAAGCCUCAUCCUUAUGCGACGAGUAUCAAGAACCUUAUGCAAGCCAUGGUUCCUUUAACGUUCUCCCGCUUCGCCGUCCUACCCAAGGUUGUCAACAUUGGGACACCUCAAUUCCGCAGAUGGGUGGUCGACAUGUUGCCCUGGGGAAAUCUGCAGAAGCUGGUGCGCCUUAUCGACAUCAUGCACAACACCUCUAUGGAGAUAUACGCAAGAAAGAAGAAAGCCUUGGUAGGUGGCGAUGGGGUUGCUCACGAGGAGGCAGAUCAAGGAAAAGACAUCAUAAGUAUUCUAUUGAGAGAAAACAUGGCCGCUUCGGAGGAAGACAGGCUUCCAGAACAUGAAGUCCUCGGUCAAAUGUCGACUAUUACCUUUGCUGCAAUGGACACGUCUUCCAAUGCCUUGUCGAGGAUUCUUUACCUUCUCAGCGAGUGUCCAGAGGUCCAGCAGCGCCUCCGCGCGGAGAUUCUCGACGCAAAGCAACACAAUGGCGACUCCGACCUCAGUUACGACGAAUUGGUUCAAUUGCCCUAUCUGGAUGCUGUGUGCCGUGAAACAUUGCGAUUGUACCCGCCGCUCCCAUUGGUCAUUCGAGAAUCAACCCAAGACACCAUUUUGCCCGUCUCUAAACCUAUAAUUACGACCAAAGGUGCAGUUGCCUCCGAGGUGCAUGUCCCCAAAGGCACGCCUAUCGUCAUCGCCAUAUACUCUUCCAAUACCGACCCAGAACUGUGGGGACCUGACGCGAAAGAAUGGAAACCAGAGAGGUGGCUGGAACCCCUUCCUGAACAGCUGACCAGUGCGAAGAUUCCAGGCAUCUACUCCCAUCUCAUGACUUUUAUUGGUGGUGGUCGCUCGUGUAUCGGGUUCAAAUUCUCUCAGCUAGAAAUGAAGGUCGUCCUUUGCGCCUUGUUGGAAUCAUUCAGGUUCAGUCCCACAGACAAGAAGGUUAUCUGGCUGAACAAUGGGAUUGUACAACCUGCUGUGGAGGAGCCGGAAAGCAACGGAAGUCCCCGUCUACAAUUGCCCUUGAAGGUUUCUCUGCUCUGA
Coprinopsis cinerea okayama7#130 is the source of this 1698-nucleotide messenger RNA. RefSeq names its product cytochrome P450. The coding region runs from base 1 to 1698 and encodes 565 amino acids. Lineage: Eukaryota; Fungi; Basidiomycota; Agaricomycetes; Agaricales; Psathyrellaceae. Gene Ontology annotation, molecular function: heme binding; iron ion binding; oxidoreductase activity, acting on paired donors, with incorporation or reduction of molecular oxygen. The transcript has 16 exons. The record is from RefSeq and is a predicted model, not a curated record.